UGCAGCUGCUCUUUGAGGAUCGAUGUGAAGGUACCAAACCGGAUUGGCACUCUUCCAGAGGCUAAUGGUCGUCGUUCCAACGCAAUCUUAGGCUUUUCAGCUCCGGCCGUGUGUGUCCUCUCAUAGCUGACGACGACUCGGAGUUGCAAUUUUAUAGCUUCGUCGACCUCCGACCACCGUCUCCUCCUCGUUUCCUUUUCCUUCCGUUCCCUUUUGUUUCCUCCGGCUUCUCUCUCUCUCCCUCCUCCUCUUCUUCGUGUAAGUGUGUGAAACCAAACUCUACAACACCGUAAGCCAUGGAUACCACUAUGACAGUCUGCUCCAUGUGUGGUGAUAUCGGCUUCGCCGACGAGCUGUUCCAGUGCAUCCGAUGCCGCUCCCGUUUCCAACACUCCUACUGUACCAACUACUACGAAGAGGAGGGAUCGGAGACUGUUCGAGUCUGUGACUGGUGCUUAAGAGAAGAGCGAGACGGAGCUAAACGUCGCGGCAUCCAUCGGAAGAAGGUCACCGGAGGAUGUACUUCUGAAACCAGCAGCAAUAAGGCCGAGCAAAGAAGCGAUCGAGAGGAGAGUCGUCGCGGCCGUGGCAAGAGCAGCGGCGGUGCUGCUGCUUCCAGGCCAACGGCCCGCAGGUACAAGCUACUCAAGGAUGUCUUGCGCUGAGCUACUAAUACUACUUGCUAUCUAAGACUCACAGAGAUGGAUAAGUUUCUAUACUUACUAUAUGAUCUCUCUCUUCAGAUAUAGCAAACACAUGCACAGCUAGUUCUGUACACGAUGCUAGUCUUCGA
Molecule: messenger RNA, 793 nt
Organism: Musa acuminata subsp. malaccensis (wild Malaysian banana)
Lineage: Eukaryota; Viridiplantae; Streptophyta; Magnoliopsida; Zingiberales; Musaceae
Source: RefSeq, a predicted model, not a curated record